Molecule: messenger RNA, 1241 nt
Organism: Mugil cephalus (flathead mullet)
Lineage: Eukaryota; Metazoa; Chordata; Actinopteri; Mugiliformes; Mugilidae
Product: probable thiopurine S-methyltransferase
Exons: 9
Coding region: 360-1142 (260 amino acids)
Molecular function (GO): thiopurine S-methyltransferase activity
Source: RefSeq, a predicted model, not a curated record
AUAAAAUAUUCGUUUCGACUUUGAGGAAAACGUCUGUUAAAUCUAAAUCUGAAAUUUCCGUAUGUUCCCUGAAUGCAGCAUCAAGCUCCUCCCAACCCAGAAGUAAAAGCGCGUUCGAUAAAAUUUCUCUAAUCCCCGAUUUUUUCCUGCCAGGCCGCGUUUUCGCCAUCUCUCCGUUCCCUUUGCCUGCGCUCGUGUACGCGUAGUAAAACGAGCCGGUUGCCUGAUAAACCAAACUCGGGACACAUAAACCCAGACAACGUUACCUUGCAUCGAUUACAAAAGGUGGUGUGGGUACCGCUGCCAGGGGGUCGUCUCGCCGUAGUCCCGUGUUCGUUCGAGGAAAGGUACAGUCAAACAUGCGGGGCAAUAUUUUAAAAGUUCUGUGGUUGGUUUCGUGCCAGUCUGCUGCUGGUUGGGGUCAGGCAAACAUGACCAGCAUGCUGGCGCCGCAGGCGGACCGGUUCAUGGGCCUCGGGGAGUGGGAGGAACGCUGGCAGGAGGGCAAAAUCGGCUUCCAUCUUCCGCAAGUGCACAUGAUGCUGGAGAGCAACAUUGAUAAAGUUCUCAACGGACGAACAGGUGUUCGCUUCUUCUUCCCGCUCUGUGGGAAAGCCGUGGAUAUGAAGUGGUUGGCGGACAUGGGCCAUUCAGUGGUCGGGGUGGAGAUAUCGGAGAAGGCUAUUCGAGCUUUCUUUGAGGAGAACAACAUGACGUACAGUGAGGAGCCCGUGCCGGAGAUGCCUGGAGCAAAGGUUUACAGGAGCUCAGAGAAAAACAUCUCCCUGUAUCAGAGCGACCUGUACAACUUUUCCAGUUCCAUCGAGGGCCAGUUCGGAGCGAUUUGGGACAGGGGCUCUCUGGUGGCCAUCAACCCAAGAGACAGAGAAAAGUAUGCGGCUCUCAUCAUUUCUCUGAUGGCCAAAGACUGCAGAUACCUUCUGGACACUUUGAUUUACAAUCCUGAAUUGUAUACAGGACCUCCCUUUUUUGUGCCGGAUGAGCAACUGCACAGCCUGUUCGGAAAAAGCUGCGAUAUUGAGGAACUGCUUUCAGUGGACGCUAUGACCGACAGACAGCGAAGCUGGGGGCUGGACUCUUUAAAAGAAAACGUGUACCUCCUCACUACAAAGAGCAGUUAACAACUAGCUCUGGAGUCUGGAGACUGUAGGAAAUUUUUAACUCGUGAAUUUUCAUAAAGAAUUUAAAUAAAAGCAAAAACAAAUCAUGUUUCUAAGCAA